Stylophora pistillata is the source of this 2288-nucleotide messenger RNA. RefSeq lists its product as uncharacterized. The record is from RefSeq and is a predicted model, not a curated record. Gene Ontology annotation, molecular function: protein tyrosine kinase activity; GTP binding; ATP binding. Gene Ontology annotation, biological process: protein phosphorylation; necroptotic signaling pathway. NCBI's taxonomy places the organism in Eukaryota, Metazoa, Cnidaria, Anthozoa, Scleractinia, Pocilloporidae.
ACAAGAGGAGAGACUUUCAAAGGAUUUAUAUUUCCCGUAUUACUGAAGUGACAUGGGAAACCAAUCAUCAUCUGAGGAAAUAAAACUCGGAGACAAAAUUGGUGAAGGUUCGUAUGGUGAAGUGUUCAAAGCCGUGUGGAACGGGAGGCGAGUAGCUGCGAAACGGAUUCGACCUGUCUUCUUCGAAGGAGAUUAUGAUGGUAGUAUUAGAGCUGCUUUCUUGGAAAAGUUUAAGAAGGAAUGGGAGAUACUCCGCAGCAUUGAGCACAAAAAUAUUGUGCAGUACUACACCGCCAUUAUCCCUCCGUCUCCAGAGAGCCCCAUCAUUGUGACAGAGCUGUUAGAGAACGAUUUGGCCAAACACAUUCGGGACUCGACGACUAAACCAAAGGUUCCUUUCUCAGACGUUAUCAAAAUCAUGCUGGACGUCGCAGAAGGUUUACAUUACAUUCAUACCCUUAAAGAGCCGCUUGUACAUCGCGACUUGGCGAGCAAAAAUGUAUUGUUGACGAAAAAAUUGCAUGCAAAGAUUGCAGAUUUGGGUCAAGCGAAAGCGUUUCCUCGUGGUGCAAUGUAUGCGACUGCCAUGCCGGGAACACCCGUGUAUGCCGCUCCGGAGACGUAUCCAAAGAGGUUAGGAGGAUUACCGUGGGGCGAUAAAGCGAGAUACACCGAAAAAAUCGACAUAUUUUCGUUCGGAGCCAUGCUGCUGGAGAUCAUUAUUGGUCAUCUGCCAGUAAAUGACUUGCCUGACCCGAUUCUUGAAGACGGGGAAAUAGUCCCAGAGUACAUACGCCGUAGUGAAGACCUGGAAGAAAUGGGUCCAGACCAUCCUCUCCACAACCUCGUUUUGAAGUGCUUGGAAAACAUUCCCGAAAAAAGGCCCAGUGCUAGGGAGAUUGAAGAAGAACUUCUGAAAUUCAGCAAAUCUGUGUGUAGUCCCUCUGGGGAUAAAGUUGGUGCUAUGUCACAUGUUCAUUAUGACCACAAGUUCAAGCUUGUCGUACUUGGCGAGUCUGGUGUGGGUAAGACAUCUAUUGUGACCCGAUUCCUAAAAACCGACAGCCAGCUCUCUGAGUUAGUACUCCCCAGCACGCUCCAGUCUGAAGAUCACUUUGAACGUCUGCGUUUCCGUGAUAAGUCAGUCCAUCUUCACAUCGUCGAUGUAGGCGGUCACAAGUUCACAAAAGCCUCCAGCUUAGUGCCUCAGAUUUUUCGCCGCGCUCGGGGCGCAGUCAUAGUCUUCGACCUCCUCUCUGAGAUGUCUUUCUUGGAAGUGCCGAAUUGGGUGGAAGUCGUCAGGGACACGUGCGGGGAAGAAAUUCCCAUAGUACUAGUUGGAAACAAAGAUGACGAGUUGGAGAGAUGGGUUGAUUCGCGUCAAGUGGAGGAAUUCGUUGAUAGAGAGAAGCUAUUUUACAUAGAGUCGAGUGCCAAGUCUGGAAAGAACAUCGAUGAAAUAUUCUCUGUUCUCGUGGACUUAAUGAUUCAAUGCGAAAGCCAAAAGGAAGGCGAAGCUACGACAAGCGAUCUUGUGGCUUCCUUUAAAGAAACCUUUUCUAACAGGGAUGCUAGCCAGGAGAAGUCCCCAAUAGCUGAACGCUUCCUUACACCUCCUUGUGAGGCCCUCGGUCCGGGAGUCAUUGUACUGAACGAAGAAAAGGAAAAAAAAGGGACGACAUCAUCAACAGAGCAAGACAAGAGUGACAAGAAAAAGUCAGGGUGUUGUUUGUUGAACUGAAGGGACUGAGGACGAUGUUAGACGUUAAAGAACGUUAAAUUCACCGGUUUUGAAGGGCUUUAAGGUUACAAGAGAGCGAUGGGUUUUGUAUAAAUAUUCAAUAUCACUCUCUUUACGUAUGUAUAUCCGUUUUAUGUUGAUUCCCAUAAACAACAAUCAGUUCUCCCUGGAAAAUAUUUUACCAAUGUUAUCGUUGUCUCUGUUAAAACACCCGUAAUCGAUCAGCAUCUUUUAAAGAAUGGGCUUUUUCGUGUUGUGCGUAGUUACGAAUGGGAAAGCCCUUGGUACGCUAUUGAUUGCAAUUUUAUGACCUCUUUCCUCACGGAUGAUGUGGACAUGCUCCGCUUUAAUGCAUUUUCACUCGCUGUUUGCAGGGACGGUUAAGGUAAAUUGAUUGCACGCACUAUACAAUUUCAGCUGGGCUCUGUUGGAUUUAACAUAAUUUUUGUCAAAACUGUUUUAUUCAACCAUUCCUUUAUUUCGUUACAAUCGUUGAGGUGUUUAAACUUACGGUGCUUUUAAAUAAAACCAAUUAAUAAAUACCAAA